Messenger RNA from Aquila chrysaetos chrysaetos, 4089 nucleotides. RefSeq names its product formin-like protein 20. The record is from RefSeq and is a predicted model, not a curated record. NCBI's taxonomy places the organism in Eukaryota, Metazoa, Chordata, Aves, Accipitriformes, Accipitridae. Bases 1 to 882 code for a protein of 293 amino acids. The transcript has 3 exons.
AUGGCUGGGCCGCCUGCCCGCCGGGGCAGUCCUUCUCCUCCUCCGGCAGCAGCGGCGCCCGGGCCGGGCCGAGGGAGCCCCGAGACGCGGCGGCAGCACCGCGCCCGCUCCGGCCUCCCGGGGCUGCGGGGCGAGGGAAGGGGAGGGACGGGGGGGAGCGGAGGGGAUCGGCCAGCGCUCCUGCCUCCUUCGCCUUCACCUCCGGCGGGGGGAGCGGCUGGGUCUAGCCCCGGGGCUGGGGCCGGGGCCGGGGCCGGGUCCUCUCCCUCCCGGCGAGCGUGGGAGGGGUUUACCCUGGUAUUCACGGCGUCGUGUUCCCUCCACACCCCCCCCCCGCCCCCCGUAGCCCACUUUUCUCCACAGCGCCGGGCCGCCGCGGCCAAGCCGAGGGACGACGGCGGCGGCACCUCCCCGCCCCGCCCGCCCCCGCCCCCGGCGCCGCCCCGAGCGGAGGAGCCACGGCACGGCGGCGGCUCCCCCCGAAACUCCGCCGGAGCCUUUUCAAACAACAAGGGCCGGGAAGGGAGAGGGGAGGGGAGGGGACGGCGGCCUCCCAGAGGGAUCCUGGGAGCUGUAGGCGGCGGGGACUGCGGCGGCGCGGCCGGCGGGGACGACGCGGGGAGGGGACGGGCCCGCCGUUUGCCCGGCGGAAGAGAAAAAGGGCGUGAGGGACGGACCCCGACCCGCCGCUCCGAACCCCCCCGGCCGCUGGGGCGGGGAGGGCGAGUGGGUCGGUUUCUCUUCGGUUCCGAUGAACGGGGCUGCGAAGCGGGUGGCGAUUUGAGUAACAGGGCCAAUCCUGGAGGAAAAAGGAUUUUCUUUGCCUUGCCAGUGUAUCAGCGAUGGCCUAAAAAGCUGCAGAGCUCUCAUUGUGCCCACUAGGAUCAAUCUCGCACUUUUGCUUUGCAAACAGCCAGUGUUCGUGAGGAAUUGCCACCUUAUUUUUCAAACAAGGUUCCCUUGCUUUAGAUCCUCUUUUUUUUUUUUUUUUUUUUUUUACUAGCAGCGAGAAAUCAACGGCCCUCAGCCGUUUUGCAGCUGGUUGGGUUACUGAGGGCUUUUUUUCCCCAUUUUUAAAAAGGAGCUUGCAAUUGGCAGCUGCCGGCGGCCAAGAAGAUGAUGUGCCCAGCAGAGCAGCUAGAGAAGGGAGCUCAGAAGGGAUCCAUCCUCACUGCCUACAGCACCGAAACCACUUCAGACCCAGCUACCGCACUGUUGCACGUGUUGCCGUUUUAGGAAUCCCACAUAGCCAUUGCUGUUCAAAACAGUACCCGUUUUGUGAUCGCAUACCGCAACCAACCAGGCAGUACACAAAACGCUGAAUAAAAUGCACUUCGCCCGGCAAGGUGACGCCAUGCCCUGCUAUGUGACGACUACAAGCACGAUCCAGUGCUUGUGCCACCUUCCAGCUCGUUGCGCUGGAGUUUGGGCUCCUCCGGCAGUGGUUUCGUCUCAGUUACCACCUCCGCUUCCACGAGCAUGUGCAAGACACCUUGGUUCCUCCAUUGACUUUGUGUUCUUCUGCGAGUGUGUUCCAAAGUGUUUUAAAUGGGUUCUCCAAAAUUUUGGAGUAGACUAUUUAUGUAUCUCGCCAGAUAAAGGAGGUCAUGUGGAAAUCCAUUUGCCUCCGGUUUGCCCGCCAAGCCGCCUUGACAAAGGAAACAGGAGCUGAUAGAAGAGGAGAUGUAAUUCAAAUGGGUUUGUUUUUAAAAAUAUAAAUGACGCUAAUUUCUCAUGCAAAUAGCUUAGAAAUUCUGGACUCGUAUAAUAAGACAGCCCUCACUACAGCUCCCAACUUUUUAUUAUACUUAUAGUUUGAAAACCUAUGCAUUCCCCUGUACUUUCACAUUGCAGUCACAGUCAGCUGUGGCUCCUGAUAGUGAUCCCUAAACUCUUCUAUGAUGUCCUUUGCUUACAUGUGAAAACAAACGUUGUACUUCAUUAUGACACAAGAGACUUAACACGCUAAUAAAAAACCUAAUAAAAAUUAAUUUAACAAAAAAUUUUGCAUGUCAAACUAUAUCCCAAACCAUCUUUAAGUAUUUACGCAACAAUGAAUCAGUGCAAAGAGACAGAUUCUUUUAAGCCUGAAAAAGCUGCAUUUAGACAUUUGUUUUCAUCUCAGAUAUUUCCCUUUUGAUUUCAAAAUUAUUACCAGGUAAAGCUAAUCUACAGAGUUAUUUUGGUCAGCUCGUGGAUGAUGUUAUCUACUGUUUCUUUCAGAUUGUAGUUAUUUAGAUUAUUUGGCAAAGAGAUUGAGGAAAGUACUACAAACCAGGCAUAAUUAAAUGAGAUGACUGUAUGUCCACACACUUUAGGGUUGUUUACUGGUUGUUAAGCUACCUCUUGCCUCUUUUCCAUUAUUCCUUUUAAUAUUGACGUAGGCAAAUAAAGGCAAGGCUAUACUGCAGAACUCGUGCAAAAAAGGACCAGUUUUCAGUUCUGCGUUGGUGUAAUACAUUGAGAGUUCCUUUGUGAUUUUUGUAGAAAACUCUCUGUCCCACUUCUGGAGUGGAAAUUCACUAGUAAAUGUUUGUCCUCUGUUUUUUUGCCAGGGGAUCAGUUGACUACCUUACUUAAUGCAAGGGAAUUUCCCUUUUCUUUCUAGACUAGGCAAGGAAGAAGGAGCAGGCUGGCUGGUUGGCCAGCCAUGCAGAAACUUCCUCAGGUCUCUGCUGUUCAAAAUUAAUCAGCGAGAUUUUCCCUCCAUAGGGACAAUACCUUUGCACCUAUCCUCAUGUACUGAAAAUGUGUGGACUUUUUCUAUCAUAGGAAGCAUUUUACAAGUUCAGCACAACGGAAACUUAACAGUUCAGACAUGUUUGGUUUGGUCUUGUCAUAGAAAUAAGAAUUACUGUAGAGAUGACCAUGUUUGCAGGAGAAAAACUAACGCGUGGUCAUAUAAGAGACCAAGACUCCAAUGCUAUGCAUAGUCAAGAAAGCAUCACCCAAGCUGUUUGGCUGAGCAUGGUUUGUCCUUAAAAAACACAAGGUGGAAGAUGUCUUGAACACCUCCCAAAAGAUAAUUUUAUUGCAGUGUAGAAUACCGGUGAGCAAGUAAAGGCUAAGAGGCAGCAAAUAUGAGGACAUUGCAGGCUGGUGGUUUGUGUUACAGCAUAAAAAAGCAAGCUCCAGUCAGAGAAUAUUUUGGUUAGAGAGCCUUUUCACACAAUGAUUUCAAUAAUUCAGCUUACAAUGCAAGUAUAAUAAUAAGUUAUGUCAACUAGAUAUUCUGCUUUUUCUUACCUACCUUUGUUCUAAUCUCCACGCUUAAGUCCUUGCAACUGGUAUUUUGAAAACAAAGUAGGGAAAUCAAAAGAUUACCUAGAAGUAUCUGAAGAAAGAAGGAAACAUGUAUGAAUGCCAGGCAGGGUUAAGAUGUGUUUAGCUGAAGCUCCUGUCUCCCCCUAACAGAUUAAUCCAAGAACUAUGCUGCAGUGCUCCCAAAUUUAAAUUAUUAAAAUAAUUUAAACCAAAAAUUAAAGUCACCAGAUGUCUUGGAAUAUUUUUGAUACCCAGCGAACAUACGGUCAAAACCAGGGAAAUUAGGCAGUAAAAAAAAAAGAUGGUUUUGAGGAGAGGUCCAUCUAAUGAACGCACAAAGGGCUCUGAACAUUGUGAAAAAAGGACCUACCAUCACAAGGCAGUGACGACAGCAAGAAGGUGCCUUUCUAACAUGUUCUCGGACUAGAGGGUGACACAUUAGGGCCCAAACUCACAUUGUUUGGGACCUGGUACUUUGCAGCGAAAUUAGCACCACUACAAAUUAUCUUCUCUGCAGACUCAGGAUGCCUCCAUCAGAAAUACUAAGCCCUCAUUCUAAGCAGUUGCUUUUCAGCCAGCCACAUUUACUUAUCUUUUAUCUUACUGGAAGAAUAAGAAAUGCAAGCCUUUCACAACACUAAUACUUUCUGCUGGAGUAAGGGCAGUUUCAGGGAUAGUCCUGACACUUGCCGGCAGCCGCAGGCUGUGUAGGCAGUCCUAUUACGUUAAGCCAACUAGCAGUGCAAGUCAUCUGGGCUGGGAUUCAUCUCACUGUAGUCGCCUACAGUGCGGUGGUUUGCAUAUGCGCUACUCAUCUACGCCUUC